UCCCGUCAGUUUUGAUGAUUGCUGAUUGGCCAGUGGUUUUUUACGGAGUUGGCGCCAUCGCAAGCCUUCGUGGUGUCUUCAAACCGCUUUCUCUAAGAAUUGCUACUCUUUACCGGUAUUAGCCAUUUAAUUGCUGCAUAAUGGCUGAUAAAGACGCGGCAUUUGACGAUGCUGUGGAGGAAAGGGUGAUCAAUGAAGAGUACAAGAUCUGGAAGAAGAAUACCCCUUUUCUGUACGACCUGGUCAUGACUCAUGCCCUGGAGUGGCCCAGCCUCACUGCCCAGUGGCUGCCAGAUGUCACAAGGCCAGAAGGGAAAGACUACAGUGUGCACAGGCUGGUCCUGGGGACACACACCUCUGAUGAACAGAAUCACCUUGUUAUUGCUAGUGUUCAGCUCCCAAAUGAUGAUGCCCAGUUUGAUGCCUCCCACUACGACAGUGAGAAAGGAGAGUUUGGAGGCUUUGGCUCUGUAAGUGGCAAGAUAGAGAUCGAGAUCAAGAUCAACCAUGAGGGAGAAGUGAACAGAGCCCGCUACAUGCCUCAGAAUCCCUGCAUCAUUGCCACCAAGACCCCCACCAGCGACGUGCUGGUCUUUGAUUACACAAAACACCCCUCCAAGCCUGACCCCUCUGGAGAAUGCACCCCAGAUCUACGCUUGAGAGGCCACCAGAAGGAGGGCUAUGGCCUCUCCUGGAACCCAAACCUCAGCGGCUGCCUGCUCAGUGCUUCUGAUGACCAUACGAUCUGCCUGUGGGACAUCAGCACAGUACCCAAGGAGGGAAAGAUUGUGGAUGCAAAGACCAUCUUCACAGGCCACACUGCUGUGGUGGAGGAUGUGUCCUGGCACCUGUUACACGAGUCACUCUUUGGAUCUGUGGCUGAUGACCAGAAACUCAUGAUCUGGGACACACGAUCCAACAACACUUCCAAGCCCAGCCACGCAGUGGAUGCCCACACUGCUGAGGUCAACUGUCUGUCCUUCAAUCCCUACAGCGAGUUCAUCCUGGCCACUGGCUCUGCAGAUAAGACGGUAGCACUUUGGGACCUGAGGAACCUGAAGCUGAAGCUGCACUCUUUUGAGUCUCACAAGGAUGAGAUCUUCCAGGUUCAGUGGUCUCCUCAUAACGAAACCAUCCUGGCUUCAAGCGGCACCGACAGGAGGCUCAACGUCUGGGACCUCAGCAAGAUCGGAGAGGAACAGUCACCAGAGGAUGCUGAGGAUGGCCCUCCUGAGCUGCUGUUCAUCCACGGCGGACACACAGCUAAAAUCUCAGACUUCUCUUGGAACCCCAACGAGCCGUGGGUCAUCUGCUCUGUAUCAGAGGACAACAUCAUGCAAGUCUGGCAGAUGGCUGAAAAUAUCUACAAUGACGAGGACCCAGAAGGUGCUGCAGAUUCAGAAGUCCAGGCAUGAGGCUAGUCUUCACAUUUCUUUAUCUGACCUGCUUGUUAAAUGGAUCCAUUUCUUAGUGCUGGGCACAUAAGCGGUGAUGUGUUUUUUCAAACACACUGGGCAGCACUGAUUUUGUAGAAGUUUUAAAGAACAACAUGCUGCAUUGUCAUCGUGUCGUGAAGUAUUUAAAUUAAGUCUGUGUUGGUCCGAUUUUUCACUUUGGCUUGUGAUGAAACAGUCACAGUUGUGUCCAGCAUUCAUAUCUUCUUUUUGAUGGUUUUAAUUCUUUCAUCUUGAUUAGCUGUGCUGAAUACAUUUCUACAGAGAUCCAUUUUUUAAAAAAGUGUAUAUACUGUAGGUUUUUCUUUGCCUUAUGUUUGUAGUGGGAAUUUUCCAGAAUGCGUGUGUCCCUUUUAUGUGUUUUCUUUCCUGUUUUUUUUCUGUGCUUCAUCUUUUGUGUAUUAAGUAUAUUCAUAAUAAAAUAUUUACAAUAAA
Messenger RNA from Scatophagus argus, 1889 nucleotides. RefSeq names its product histone-binding protein RBBP4. Gene Ontology annotation, molecular function: histone binding. Bases 141 to 1415 code for a protein of 424 amino acids. The transcript is spliced from 11 exons. The record is from RefSeq and is a predicted model, not a curated record. Gene Ontology annotation, biological process: regulation of gene expression. Gene Ontology annotation, cellular component: ESC/E(Z) complex; NuRD complex; nucleus. NCBI's taxonomy places the organism in Eukaryota, Metazoa, Chordata, Actinopteri, Scatophagidae.